AAUAAUUUUGACGUUAAUCGACCAUAACCUAUAAAAUGAAAUUCAAAAUUGUUUAAAAAUGAGUACGUAUUUUCAAAAAUUUGCUAGUUUUACAGGGCAAAUAAUACAGUAUGGAUGUAUAUUACACUGUACGGUAAAUUAUUUAGGCGAAUUAGUAAUGUGCCAAGGCCCUUCCAUGGAACCAACAUUGUUUUCAGACGAUGUCAUAUUCACGGAACACAUAACCCCUACGAUAAAUAAAGUCAGUAGGGGGGAUAUAGUUAUAGCAAAGUGUCCCAGUAACCCACAGCAGAAUAUUUGUAAACGUGUGGUAGCUUUGCAGGGUGAUAAGAUUCGGACUGGUUUUACGAGCCAUAUUGUCCCCAUAGGGCAUGUUUGGUUGGAAGGAGAUAACUCUACAAACUCUUGUGAUAGUAGGAAUUACGGGCCAGUACCUCUGGGCUUAAUUAAAAGUAGAGCUGUUCUAAAAAUAUGGCCUUUUAAAAAUAUGAUGUUUUUAACAGAUUAAGAUCAAUUUUUGCAGUUUUGUUGUUUACACAUU
Messenger RNA from Brassicogethes aeneus, 541 nucleotides. The record is from the annotation of a GenBank genome assembly. NCBI's taxonomy places the organism in Eukaryota, Metazoa, Arthropoda, Insecta, Coleoptera, Nitidulidae.